AUGGGCAAAGUUCAAUCGAAAUAUAAUAGAAAUCGUUCCCAAUCCUGCACGACUCCAACCAGGGAUCACGAAUAUUGUGGCAAAAGAAAGUACUCGAUAUCUUAUGCCCUUCCCUUGAACAAUAACGAAGUGGACAGAUUGACGUCGCAACAUUAUAUCUUCAACAAUAUAUGGGGAGGAGACUUUUCUUCGCCCGUUCAUCGUCUGCUAGAAUGCGGUGGGGCAAAAGUCUUGGACGUAGGAUGCGGUCCAGGAGUUUUUGUGCUCGAGAUGGCAAACCGAUAUCCAAUGACUUCAUUCACCGGCGUAGAUAUUGCGGACGCUUACCCACAUUUUAUCAAACCCGAAAACACGUCAUUUAAAAGAGCGAACAUUACCGGUGGAUUACCUUUUGCUGACAACUCUUUUGAUUUUGUAUAUAUGCGCUUCAUGAUGUUUGCCCUUGUAAUAAAAGAGUGGCCAUUUAUAAUUAAUGAGCUCGCUCGUGUAUGUAAACCCGGAGGUUGGAUCGAAGUGAUGGAAAGGGAUAUUUACUGGUACAAUGAAGGAGAGAGAACAAAUAAGUGGAGAACGAAGGUUGUUGAAGGAUUAAGAAAUGAGAAAGGAAUCGAACUAAGCAUAUGUUCACACAUCCCUGGAUUCUUCAAAGCAAACGAACAACUAACGAAUUUUUCGAGUGACGAAAGAAUACAACCACUGGGAUCUUGGGCUGGACCAAUAGGCAAGUUCUCAUUGCAGAAUGAAUUUUUUCUCAUUUCCUUAAAAUGUAAGGCCUACGCACAAACCAUUAUGUGGGGAGCGAAGAAUCUAUCCCAAGCUAUAUCAACCAUAAGCUUUGAAGAAGGAGAAUAUGAAAAGUUAGUGGAAAUAGCUAUGGAAGAACUUGACAAGAACAAAGCAUUUGACAAAAGUCAUCGAUUUUGGGCCAUGAAAAAGCCCCUGUAA
This is a messenger RNA of Acaulospora morrowiae, 945 nucleotides long. Lineage: Eukaryota; Fungi; Glomeromycota; Glomeromycetes; Diversisporales; Acaulosporaceae. The record is from the annotation of a GenBank genome assembly.